Molecule: messenger RNA, 900 nt
Organism: Colletotrichum karsti
Lineage: Eukaryota; Fungi; Ascomycota; Sordariomycetes; Glomerellales; Glomerellaceae
Product: nad dependent epimerase
Exons: 2
Coding region: 1-900 (299 amino acids)
Source: RefSeq, a predicted model, not a curated record
AUGGCGACCACAUCUGACGUACCGGCUUCCAAGCCGAAGGAGAUGAAGGUUCUCUCCCUGGGAAUGACACGCACAGGUUCGGCCUCGAUCACGCAAGCGCUCACAAUCCUCGGCUACGACGGCGUCCACCACGGUAUCCAGGCCAUCUCCUGCGCCCGCGAGUGGACUCUCUUCUCCGCGGCGUGCGACUCGACCUUUCCCACCCUGCCGACUUACACCGGCGCGCCCUUCCCGCGGGAGAACUGGGAGUCGCUCUUUGGCAACUACGAAGCCGUCACGGACAUGGGAUCCUUCUUCGCGGUCCAGCUCGUCGAGGCGUACCCGGAUGCCAAGGUCAUCCUCGUGGAGCGCGACGUCGACAGCUGGUUCCAGAGCAUGGACGAGGCCAUCUUCAGCACGACGUGGGGCUGGCGCGCGGACCUCAUCAUCGACUACCUCGGCCCGCGAUGGGGCCUGGCGGGUGGCCAGACGCUGCGGAAGAUCAUGCUGGGGUUCUACGGGGUCCGUAACGUCCAGCAGAUGAGGGAGGUCGCCAAGGAGAGGUACAAGAAGCACUACGCCGAGGUCAGGGCCGCGGUGCCCAAGGAGAGGUUGCUGGAGUACAGCCUUAAGGACGGGUGGAAGCCGCUCUGUGACUUCCUCGGCAAGGAUGUGCCCGAGGGAGUGGAGUUCCCCGUGGCGAAUAGGAGAAAGGAACAUAUCGAUCGUGUGAGGACGAAGCAGAACAGGUUCUUCAAGGUGGCUAUGUUUGUUGGCCUGCGCAAGGCUAUGCCGUGGGUUUUUGGAAUUGGUGCUGUGGCCGCAGCCGUGUAUUUGACGAAGCCUAAAUGGGCGUUGGACGGGUUUGAGAGUGCCGUGAAGAUAAUCAAGGCUCAACUGAAGCUUUUGGAGAAGUACUGA